This is a messenger RNA of Acanthosepion pharaonis, 495 nucleotides long. The record is from the annotation of a GenBank genome assembly. NCBI's taxonomy places the organism in Eukaryota, Metazoa, Mollusca, Cephalopoda, Sepiida, Sepiidae.
AUGUUACUUAAUCUACAUAUAUAUCUCUCUAUAACGAAGGGGUUUUGUGCCCCUUGUUUUUUUUGUGCUUCUAUCAUUUCAUUUUCAGGGAUUCUUUUUCUCUCCCAGGCUCUUAAGCAGUCUAGGCUAAAGACACGUAGUCCCAGAUCACCUGUAUUUGGAAUGAUGUGGCUGACUGAAUUUACUCGCCAGAUGCCUCCUCGUUUACAUCAUUGGUGUGACCAAGGGGAUAACUUGCAACGUUAUGGAUGGCUGAAGCAUGAUGGCAUUAAUUUUGGUGUGCAAGAAAUUGUAGAAGAUCAGUACACCAUCAGGACAGAAUUUGUCAAAAGGCCUGGAGGGGAUUAUGGUGGAGAUUGGACAGCAAGAGUAAAACUUAUUCCAAAAACUUCUAUAAGACCUGUGUUUUCAAUUCCUGCUGUUGUAUUCUUUAAAAAAAAUUUACCCUCAUUUCUUCCAUUUUCUGUUUUUUUCUUUCUUUUUACCAAAACUUGA